Leishmania major strain Friedlin is the source of this 561-nucleotide messenger RNA. RefSeq names its product amastin-like surface protein-like protein. The transcript has a single exon. Lineage: Eukaryota; Euglenozoa; Kinetoplastea; Trypanosomatida; Trypanosomatidae. The record is from RefSeq and is a predicted model, not a curated record. The coding region runs from base 1 to 561 and encodes 186 amino acids.
AUGCCCGCUUGCCUCGCCUACUACACCGGCGCGAUGUGCUUCACGAUCAUCCAAUUCUUCGCCUGGGCCUUCGCCCUCGUCGCCACCCCUACCGCGCAGUUCCAGACACCGGGGCACGGCUGCUAUACCAUGUGGGGCUACCGCAAGUUCUGCGGCGACGUGCCGUACGACCUGACCGGGGACGCCGCCUUUGGCUGCGCGCGCCGCACCUCCACAAUGCGUUGCGGUGCUGCCUUCGGCGUCAUGGCAUCCGCGUGCGGCUUCGCCGGCCUCAUAUCCGCCAUCGUGCUCAACACACAGAUUCAGAUCCCCGUCAUCGUCCCCUUCGUGCUCGCCGCCGUCUGCAUCCCGUGCACCAUGAUCUCCUGGGCCUGCGUCGCCAGCGUCUACAACUUGACCAUGUGCGGCGACCGCUUUGGCAGCAAGUACCCCUACACCGCCGGCUUCGCGCUGAUGGUCGCGUCCUGGGGCCUGGAGAUCAUUGCCGUGGUCAUACUCGCCUGCACUAACUGGACGCGCCCGCCGAAGGAGGAAGAGAACGCCGCUGAUGCCAAGCACUAG